Messenger RNA from Toxorhynchites rutilus septentrionalis, 12019 nucleotides. RefSeq names its product LON peptidase N-terminal domain and RING finger protein 1. The record is from RefSeq and is a predicted model, not a curated record. Bases 1411 to 4449 code for a protein of 1012 amino acids. Lineage: Eukaryota; Metazoa; Arthropoda; Insecta; Diptera; Culicidae. The transcript is spliced from 7 exons. Gene Ontology annotation, molecular function: protein binding; metal ion binding.
AACGGCGCGGGUUUUGGUUCGAGUUUUACAUGACUCCGUUGAUUACCUAACCAAUAAAAGAUUACACAAACGGUUGUGCCUCGUCAGUACUGAAAAAGGAUUACGUAUUCUGUUGCGGCGUAACUCAUGGUUCUCCAAUUCGCCCGCAGAGUGUUUGGCGGUGUUCUCCAGUUGCGCGCCGCAAAGAGCGCGGCCGUGAGUGUGUGUUAGUGGUGUUGUGUUGUUCCAGCGUAAAAAGAGUGAAUGAGUGAGUGCCUGCGUUGCUCUUCAGAAUAUUGGUCGUCCCUCCAGGCGCAGUAGAUUCUGCACCCACCGCCCCCUCUUUCCACAAUAUGGCCGUGUUACGUGAACGAUAAAUUCUGGAAUCUCACGGAAUCUCAUUCUCUCCGAAAAUAGCGCGAGCAAAAGUGUGUGAUGUGUUUUUUGCGCCGAGCUUCUUCUGGAUGUGUUUGUUCAAGAAUUACGUGCCGAUUUUAUGCUUCAUACGGCAUUUGUGCCUUCGGCUUCUUGGUGACAUAAUCCAAAAAGUCUUCGCGUUAUAUAACGCAACGCAACGCUUCUCUUUAGUGGCGAGCGAUGAUAAUACAGCACCAAGUGAUCUGACACGAAAAUGUAAUUACAUAAAUUUGCAUAGUCAGUGGACGCAGUGAAGAAUUCGUCAAACGGUGUUAUUUUCACAUCAGCGCUCAUAAAAGCCGGCAGUCGAAGAAGAGUUGAAACAUUAUUCUUGCGGCGAAGGAUAAUAGCAUACGCGACCAGUAACUUGUGAGUGAUCUCAUCCCCCUAUAGCUAGCCGGAGGAACCAGUAGGAACGAAGCGUUUCCGGGGAAGCGCCAUUGUCUGCUUCGCAAGUGGCAAGUGGAGAAAUUGAAUUUCCAAGCGUGCAAUCAAGCGCACUUCUCCGUUCUUUCUCCGGCGAAAAGUGGAAGUCCAGUGUUAUUUGCAACGGAGUGUGCGGUUAGCGCGAAUAAAAAUGCGCUCUUGAGAAAUUCGUUAGAAUUUUCCGACGCAACACAGAAGAAGAAAAAAAAUAUAUCGGUGAAGGAAAGUGCCCCCGGUGCGUGUUAAUGAAGUGAUUUGAAUCGUUCCGAGCCUGGUUCACGACGGCAGCGGUGGUAAUGACGAAGAUUGAGAUGAUCGUGUGGGGUGUUUAGAGGUUUAGAUCGAAUCACACCCAAGUAGAAAAAAAAUAGUGCAAGUGAGCAGGAGAAAAUCAGGUCGAGCACGUGUCAAAUGCGCCGCGAUCUCCGGUACAAGUGCGGUGUCCUCGGAAGCGUAAGGUGGGGCCGGUUUUGCACUGUUCCAAAAAUAGAUUGCACACUACCUGUGAGAGGGAUUAAUUGCCGCUAGUUAGGAAGUGUGAGGAGAAAAUUAAUAAACCGUUUGCGAUACUUCACAGCUGCGGCUGCGAUGGCGGCGAUGACAGAUCUAGCAAAGGAUGCAUUUAUGAGCCGUGAUUACCUGUUGGCGUGCGAACUGUUCGAGCAGUAUUUUCGGGAGUACUGCGAGUCUCGGCAGGUCAGCGAGACGGUGACGAGUGAUAUGAGCGCGGAAUCGAGCACACCAAGCGGCCAUCCGCGCCGGCAGCUGCUCUCCGUGUACUACGGCUACGGGGAUUCGCUGGCGAAGGCCGGGCGGCUCGAGGAUGCCCUGGACGUGUACGCGCACAUUAGUGGGACACUCGAGUGCGGGGGGUUGAUCCCACUGGACAAGCUGAAGCAUCUGACAGCCUCGCUGAUCGAGGCCGUCCUCACCAAGCGGACCAAUGAAUCUAGUUAUAGUUUGAAUAAAAUUUGUAGUGAUAGUGCCGUAGACCCACUGUGCUGCCCAAUCUGUGAAGAUGUGUUGCGUUAUCCGGUGACGGCCACCUGUGGUCACACCUUCUGCCGACAGUGCUGCUUCGGUCACACCCAGUGCACUGUUUGUCACCAGAGGUUUCCGACGAUCUCCAGUUGUUCCCAGUCGGGACAGACGCUUUCCGUCAGCCCAUUGGGGCUGGGAGCGUCGGCAACGACCACAUCGUCGUUGACCCUGCUGCCGCCGCCGGUGGGAGGUAGCGCCGCACCAUCGACAGCUACAUCGUCAUCAACGGCGAUUAACCAUGACAAAGUGGCGUCGGACGUUCCUGCGGAUGUCGCUGAUACAGUGACGCUUGUUGCUGCUGCUGAAAACGAUAGUGGCGAUAGUUUGAUCGGUUUCGAGCAGGACAUUCUGGUGCGCCGACUGGUCGAACGUUGGUGGGGUCCGGAGCUUAAGGCUGCUGAGCUGAACGAGGAAACCCAGCGUUACCUGGACAGUAACGCGCUGGAUGACGCGUUACGCAGUUGCAACCAGAGUCUCGAACACGCACCAAACAGCUACAAAGGCCUGCUGCUACGCUCCGAGGUCCUGUACCGGUUGCAGCACUACCAAAGCGCCCUGGCGGACGCCGACAACGCCCUGAAAAGCCGCCCAACGUCGUACAAGGCACACUAUUUCCGGGCCCUCUCGCUGACGGCACUUGGCAAAUCGGAACAAGCCAUAAUCUCCCACUGCAUAUCGAUAUUCCUGGACAAACAAUCGAUGUGUGUGGCCAGCGGGAUAAAACACGAUCUUGCAAAGGAUCUUCAAAAAAUACUCGCAGCGGCCCGGUCGGAGCCAAAACCUCCCCUGGCCGUGGUUGAUCCGCUGUCGCUCAUCUUCAGCACGCCGUACUCGCUGAUGAGCACCCGCAAACGGCGCCACCAUCGCAUUCUGUCCGCCCACAAGCACAAAGCGAAAAAGCAGUAUCUGACGCUACGGACGGGCGACUUCGACGAGGACCAUUCCGACUGCGGCGACGAGGAUUACUUCCGGUCCAGUUUUUUCGACGAAAUGGAUGACUUCUAUCGGCAGACGAUGAAUCCGCCGCACCACCGGCGGAAAUCGCUGACGGCGUUCAAUCUGAACAUAUUCAAUCCGCGGAUGGACGUUCCACUGUGCGUCGAGAGCGACUCCUAUCAGCUUUCGCAGAAGAACCAGCGGUUCCAGCACUCGCACAGUAGGCACGAGCAGACAACAGUCAUUCCAAAGCCCAACUCGAAACUGCGAUCGUUUGUUGAUCGAAUGGCCAAAGAGUUGGAGUUGGUGCGGUGGGCCGAAGGCAAUCCGGUGCGGUUGCAGGCCGAUCCGGCGAACAUCGAAGCAUCCGACUUCGACUGUGUUCUUUGCUGUCGUACCCUAUGGCGUCCAGUGGUGACCCCGUGUGGUCACACCUACUGUUGGGUUUGCCUCGAUCGCUGCAUGGACUACUCCUCGUCGUGUCCGCUGUGCAUGGCCCCCCUGAUCGAACAGUUCCGGCAGCAUAUGGUGAACAACAGUAGCAAUCUCGCACUGCUGGCCGCCAACAAUCCUACUCUGAUCUCAUUGUCUAGGCGUAAGGUAACCAAAUUUGUGGAGACGGCCAUGCAGCGGUUCAUUCCCGAACCGUACGAGAAACGAAAGCGCCAGGAGCUGGACCGCGAACCCACGGUUCCGGUAUUCAUCUGCACAACUGCAUUUCCCUCAGUGCCAUGUCCGCUGUUUGUGUACGAGCCCCGGUACCGGCUGAUGGUGCGGCGGGCGAUCGAGAGUGGCGAACGGCAGUUCGGAAUUGCGCUGCCCCAGCAGAACGGCCGUCAGCGGUACGUUGAGUACGGAACGAUGCUGGACAUCCGGGACUGCGUGCAGCUGGGAGACGGAUGCUCCAUCCUGUCCACCGUCGGUGGACGUCGUUUCCGGGUGGUGGCCCGGCACGAAAAGGAUGGCUACGAUACCGCGAACGUGGAAUUCAUCGAGGAUGACAAGAUAGAUGGUAGUGGGGUCGGAGCGGCUGGAGUCGACGACGAGAAGGUGCAUUUAAUUCGAGAGCUUCACGAAAAGGUGCUGCUCAAGGCGAUCGGCUGGCAUCAAAGUUUGCCGGAGAAUAUCAAGUGUGAGAUAUUCAAGAGCUUUGGCCGGAUGCCGCAGUUGGAGAGCAACUGGGUGGACGUGGUGGACGGACCGGCGUGGGCGUGGUGGAUCAUCGCGAUAUUACCCCUGAGUCAGCAUUUGAAGGUCGACAUUCUAUCCACCACAAGUCUGGAGAAACGGCUGCGGGCUAUAGACAAGACCCUAAACCUCGAAUCGGCCCAGCAAAAGCGGAAACGAUCGGUGUGCGUAGUUUCAGCGUCGCCUGCGUCUCCACCACCAGCCAGCUGUUGCGAUGGUCUGCAACCGAACGCUGCAACACACCAGCAUCAACAGCAGCAUCAGCAACAUCAGCAGCAACAACAAUGCCAAGCAAUGGAUUGUUGCCUACGAGAAAGAACUACCUCAACACAUCAUCACCAAGACCACAACCACCACCACCAUCAUCAUCACCACCACCAACACCAUCACGACAGUGAUAGGAACAGUCCUGGAGAUCACCAGCUCAGCCAACCCGCGGAUGCGGUGGACUAUCUGCUUUGAAACGUCCAUCCUUCCCGCUCGCACCCCUGAAUGCCCCCCAAAAAGGCAACCAAAAAGGGUUCUCUUUCUAGAAUGUCUAAACAAACUCGUAUUUCAAUUGGAAACAUUCGUGGAUCAAGCUGUAAACGUUUUAAUCGUGUAAAAAAAUGCCAUAGAUAAAUAAUAGUUAAAAUCAAUACCAGAAGCAGGAAAACACCUUCCCUAUGAUCUAUUUUUCUCUCAUAGUUACCUACCAAUAGGAAACCCUAGACAAAUAAUGCAAAGCAAAGCGAGCGCGCGCGCAAAAUUAAGGAUGGGAGAAGACCCGAAGGAGAUAACCAAGACACCACACAAAACACACCGCGCGGAGAACUAACAGUGCGCAAACAGCAGUAUGUGAGUUCUCAGCUUUGUUUUAAACUCGACAAAGCCCGCGAUCAAAUUUUAACUCUUAUCCUAACGUACCAAAUUUUGAAAGUUAAAGCUUUAAUUGACACACUUUUCCAUAAAAAAAAAACCUUUUCUCUCCCGUUCAUGUCGUUCUAUAAUCAUAUUACAGUAAGCGCUUACCUUAAUAUCUUAUACGAAGCAAAACUUAUACGGAAAAACCAACUUAUAUUCCAUGAUUAAAAAUCAACUUUACCAUUUCAAUUUCGAACCAAAAAAAAGUUUUAUCCUUUCUCCUAUUACUACGAGUAAUGUUCUAACUCUUUUUAACGAGUAAUAUCUUUAUUCUUUUCUCAAUUGUACGUGUGUGUGCGUGUGUUUAUAAUUCUAUUUGCAUAAACAGCAAAAUUUUUACGCCUUCUGCUGUUGUGAUCGUAUGCUGGGAUUGUAAAUUUUGAUGUUAGACUUUGGUUUAUACGUUUUCAAGGCAUUCGAAAAGAAUGAAGUGUACAACACAGCUGCCGCUUGUACGAAACCAUUUAUAUUGAAGAAGUUUUAGGGAACAGAGGGACUAAUUGCUUCUAAUUGGCGGAUCAUGCGAAACAAGGAAACAGCCAACGAGAGUGAUGAAAAUCUAUCUAUAUCUAUGAAGAAAGGGCAUAUCUCUAACAGUCUAAACCAGCAAUGCUCAACCUUUUCGACGUAGGACUGCGUUUUUCAUUCCUAUGCUGGGGUGUAAGUUCAAAGUUUCUGAAACGAGAGAGUUGCAUUGGAGGAAAAAAAAAACUUGAGCGUUACUACCUCUCUGCCGGCUGAACGGCCUACGAGCUGUAUGUUUGUUACUUAUGGAUCCAAAAGCUUGUUUCGAUAGCUUAAAAAUAGCUAUCAAAAUAACAAAAAUCUCUAAAUAAGCGAGUACCAGCUCGGAAAUCCACUAAAACACUGCGCUCUCCCUAACCAUCCCGUUUCUCUUUGGCUACCGAUCAAAAUGAAGCCUACACUAGCGAAAAACGAUUUUUGGAUAAUGUGUGUAUAUCUGAUUUUUGUGCCAAAAAAUCUCUUAGCAAAACUACCUUUUCAUGGCUCCCGAUUUUUUCCUUAGUUUUCCACCGAAGAACGCAGCCUGAGAUUGGGAUUGGGUAAACUGUACACUUCGUGGUUGUUCUCCAUGAUUGACCUGAAAUAGCGAAAUUGCACGAAGAACACACCCAAUGGCGCUUGGGAGUAGCAAAACAUUCUCAUUACGCAUGUUUCGACGAAUUUAUUCAUUUAUUUUCAAUGAUGCUACAUCCUAUGAAGAGAGUGGAUCUUAUUCACGCCAUUGUUCCGCCAAUAAACCCGAUCCACGGCUGCAGUUCUCCAGAUCCCGGCCGCACCGAUUCUUGCCAAGUCCUGCUCCACCUGGUCCAACCACUUCGCUCGCUGGGCUCCUCUCGUUCUUGUUCCCACCGCAUUCGAUGCGAACACCAGCUUUGCAGGGCUGGGUUUUCCGAAUUGCCCUUUUUUGAGGCUAGAGAUAGAUGAACUUAGAAUUAUUCAUAAUCAUAUCACUUAUCUCAGUGAAUCCUGAUUCUUACCUCUUCCCACUAACAACUACCUCUCCCUUGAUAACCGUUGGGGAACUACGCUACAGAGCCGCUACAGAGCUACUUGCACAAUGAGAAUGGUUUGCUACCCCCAAUCGUCAUUCGGUGAGUUCAUUGUGCAAUUUUGCUGGUUCUGGUCAAUCACGAACAGCAACUAUGAAGUGUAAAGUCUACCCAAGCUCAAUCUCUGCUUCUGUCUGUCAGUGCAUGCUCUGUACUAUGCUUAUUUCGCGCAUAUUUUGAGAAUGUAUUCUGAGGCGAAAAAGACGGAUGAGUCGGGGACCUAACCGGAGAGAUGUGAGGUUACAUCAAGAACUGUUAAUUGAAAUGACCUAUGAAAUACCCGAAUAGUUUUGACGUAGGAUUACAUCUUUCAUUUCUGUACCGGGGUGUAAGUUCAAAGUUUCAAAAACGAGAGCGUUACACUAGGAGUGCAAGGUUUUGAACGGUCAUACCUCUUUGCCAGCUGAACAGAGUGGUCUGGCAAUCACUUUAAUCGAAAAAUGAAAUGUCCAAGAGUUAUAUACUUGUUAAUUAUUGACCCGAAAACUUGUUUCAAUAGUUUAAAAAUUGUUUUGAAAACAGAAUAUUGAAAUCACACAAAUUUUAAUAUAAGCUGGCGCCCGCUCGGAAGUCCAUUUAGUUGUGAUUGCGAUGAGGGUAUUUCGGUUAAAUCAGCUUAUCAAUGGAACCACAUUGAUGAAAGCAGCAGUUUUAAUAUCAUUUGUUCACGAAUGUCGCAUUCGAUUAAUGAUUCUAAUUGGUGGGGAGGGAGGUUGUUAUUUGUGCUAGGUAUUCCCGAGGAGGAACUAGGAUUGGGCGAUCUUUAUAAAAAGAUCGAUCUUGUCGAAUCGAUCCUCCAAACGGCAUAGGGAUCGAUCCACCGAUUAAAUCGGUGCCGAAGAAUCGAUCUUUGAAAAUAUAAAGCUUUUUUUUGACUUAUCUGCUUGUUCUAUAUGAAUGUCGACUUUCAAACAUCAAAAGCUUUUUUUUUGUUCCUCAACAUAAAGGCCACAGCCACAGGACAUUCAUCUGGGCCGUCAGACAAUCGUUUUAUUAAAUAAAUUAAUUGAUAAAGCAUUAUUAGAAAUUCACCAACCGCCCAGGAACUCCCAAAACAGCCAAUCGUCCCAUACAUCUGUCAUUUAGUCGAAGCCGAUUCUUAAUUUUGGCGCUAGAUCUAAAAACAACCUUUCGCCUGUAAUUAAUGUCAACAUCAGGUUCAGUGAUUCUAUGCGCAACUGGUUACAGUACUUUCCCUCGGUAGCUGCCGUUAGUUCUGUCUCUGUCAGCCUUUGCACCGAAGUAAAUCGUAGAAGAAGCGAUCCAAAUGUUGACAUUAUGUUUACACAAAAUUUUCGGUGACCUUUGGUUUUCCAAUUUACCAGUUUUUCUAAGAUCGAAAAAAUCGAAAGCAAAAGAAUCGAUUUUCUCCAGUACAAAAGAUCCAUAAAACAAUCGGAAAUCGGAAUGGAAAAGAUCGAUCUUCUAAGAGUCGAUCUGAGAUCGCCCAUUCCUAGAAGGAACCUAUUCCUUCUUUGAGCGUUACUUAUUCUUUGGCAAUCAUUAUAUACAAAAGAGAAAAGAUGCAGAUUGCGUACAAAUGGUACCAUUAGCUAUGGAUUCGAUAGCGGAGAAUACGAAACGUUUAAUAUAGAGAACAUUUCACCAUAUCAAAGAGAUCGCAUUGAUGGAUAAAAGCAACAGUGCCAGUGUUGAAUGUUCACGACAGCUUUGAGUUAAUUGACGCGGAAGCUUACAAGGGUUCCGUACAUCGUUGACGUUCAUGCAGAGAGUUUGUGUACUGAAUCACACGUAAGUGUUGAUAUAUGUUGACAAAGAUAUAUUAUGACGGUUGUUGAACAAAUAUGAAAUAGUUUGUGCAGGCAGAAAAUCUCUAGAACAAGAUAAAUAUAUGGAAAAUAAGGACAUAUAUCUCGUGUAUUAUUCUAACGAGGAUAAGAAUUAUCUAUCUACUAUCUUCAGUUGCUUUUGCAAAGCCAACUAUCGAUCAUUUCCAGAACCACCAAUCAGAUAAAAUUUCGGGUUUUGUGUACUUCCCUGUAUUAGUCAUAAUUCAAUACUCAUCUAUUCACACACUUACAAUAAGAACGUUCAGCAAAUUCUCAAACUAUCCAUUCAUUCAUUAUGAAUUGAUUCAGAUGCAACUUCAAACUAAGCCAACGGUAGUCCUACGUCCACCUUACGGUUAUAUCACAGAUAUAUCUAAUAGUAUUUCUGUAUCUACUAGCAAAAUUACAGCUUUAACGAUGUCACUUCUAACGGCACAGAUUGGUAGAAAUUGAAUGAUUGAUCGGAAUGUCACCAACAACCAAUAAGCCUAAAAACACUCCCAAAUUCACACAAACUCUUCCCGGCAAACCAGUCUUCAGAAUACAACUCGGUGCUGAUGCGCAACAAGAUUUUCGUACCCAGUUGAGCUCCCACUCCUUGUGCACACAUGCGCUCUGGCGAAUGAGCACGCUCCGAAACACAAAUGAAAUGUUUGGUUGUCAGCGCCGUUCUUACGCAGAGAUUUGCGCCCAGUGUUAAGCUGAGUUUUACGCUGAAAUUUGUACCGUGCUUGCGCCGCAUUUCUAUACUGCGCGCUUGAAACUGGAUUGCUCUCUCUGUUGAGAUAUUUUUCUACACACAAGCGUAUACGGUUCAAAUGGGGGCGCGCUGUUGUUUUUAUGCUUUGCUUAGAACGAACGAAUACAAAGCGGGCGCUAGAAUUUGAUGUGUAUGUGUGUGUGUAUAGAAUGAGACGCGCAUCACACAAGUGAGAAGAAAUGUUUAGUAUCUGAGUUCUGCGCCGGGUACAUUUUGCGCUGUCUUGCUUAUGAAUUUUGUGCUCUUCGCACCAAGAUAGAAUACGAGUUUUCUUUGAGCGCGCGGUGAUGAAAAUUAAACUCAAACGCAGCGCUGCGUUUGUUUUCUGAAGACUGCGGCAAACAAAUGAUUGAAAAUCCAUUUGCUUUUUACUGUUAUUUCGAAUAUUACCAAACUGUUACAUUGAAUUGUAUCGUAAUAGAUUCACGAGAAUAAACUGUCAUAUGUCGGAAUCUGCAUCUUUAUUUUGCCACUCUUCUAGACAAACUGAAUGUAAACCAACGUGCAAAUUUUGCAUCAGUAUCACUACUGUGUGCUGGAUCAAUGACACGAAAGCGACGGGUGACGGUUGUCUGUUGGAUGGCAGGAAAAAAUUCAAAUUCGUUGACCGCUGCGGUUAUGCUGGAACGGUGGCCCUCACGUAUGAGCACUGCUUCGUGGUUUGGAAAUGAAUUAUCUUCUCGGAAAGCAACUGCCAAAUUUAUUUGUGUUGACUGACGGUAGAAUCUCAAGGGGAGGGGCUUACGAUCCAAUGGUUCGCUUGAAUUCAAAUUAUAUCCCGUUGUUACUCUGGUUGCUCAUUUUGGUCUGAACCAUUUUAGGAUCACAAAUUGGACCAAUUAAAACGUGGCACUUAGCGCGUUUGAAUGAUGCUUAAAAAUUCACAAUUAUUCAAUUGUUCAUCUCAAGAAAACAAAAUGAUAUUCAUUGUUAUAGAUGCGUGGAAAUAUUGCCUAUCUAUUGAUGCAAACAUUAUUGUGAUCUAAUAAGAAAUGCUCGAGUUAUAAGCAUUCUAAAUCUUUCAUUUUUUUCUACAUUUUCAGUGUUCAGAUUUAAAUUUUAACCCCCAUAUAUUUCUGUUGGACGUAGUCCUUCGUCAGUUGGACAUGGUAACAAAAUAGAAACUGAGGUUGGCCAGGGCGACCGCAAUAUUUAUAAUGGUUUCACGGCCAUUCGACAACAUGCAUCAACCGCUGAACAAUCUUGACUUCGAUGAACUUUCAAGCAUAUUUAUAGAUUUUUGUGAUGUAAACAUUUUGUUUCAGAUCAAUAUGCAACAAACAUCACUUAUACACCCUUCAUCUUUUGAGCCGGCAAAGCGCCGCACAAAUCCUUGCAACCCAAACGUAACAUUUUCGAAUCUUGAAAAAAGAUUCGCCAUGCUGGUUCAGGUGUGUUAAGUUGAUGUCCUCAAAUCAGAGACAAUUCUGUGGAAGUUUGAAGUAAUGUUACCAAAAUAAAAUCGUCAGCAAAUUGUAUAAAAUUUCAGCCUACAAAAAAACAAAAAUCACUACAGAAAACGAUCACAACUGUAGAAGCUAUUUGAAAAAAAAAAUCCAACCUCAAAUUCAAAAUAAUGCCAACAUUCAUAGGGCGGAGCUACGGCAGAGCGACAAGCAAGUGUAUGAGUAAGUUUGAAUAGCACAAAACGAAGAAAAAAAAAUCAAGAUAGCAAACCACGCAAACAAACAAACAAACAAACGGCGCAUCGAACGUGACGACAAUCUUUCUGUAAUGUUUCAAUAAAUAUAAUCUGUGUGUGUGUGGUCGAUCGAAGAAACCGCGCACCAAACCCAAUCAUGAAAUUCCUUUCUAGAGUGCAGAUGAAUAUGCGAUGCGAUGAAAAUCAGUAAUUGUGUGAAUAACAGCAAACAAAUCUAUCCACAGACACAAACAAGCAAACAGUCAAGCAACAAUCAAAUUAAUCAGACGGAUAAACCAAACUUCCUAAACACUUUUAUUCAAGAAUAGUAACGGAGGAAGACGUGUGGGCGUGUGCAUGUUUAUGUGAGGAAAAUGUUGGGUGAGUAGAAGCAACACAAUCUUAACGCCCGUCGUAAAGUGCAUUUUUCGUUCGAAAAAAGAUCCUAAUUAGAUAAAAUCAAGGAAAUCCUACAAAAGCUGUGAAUAUGUUUAUGUGUUUAGUUAGUCCCCUUUUAAUCCAACUGGUUUAGAUCAAAAAUUUACCCCCGAAACGACCUGUCGAAAAUCGAGAAUCGACAUUUUAUAAUGUGCAUACCUCUCUCGUGUUAUUCUUUAUUUGUUUUCUCCAAAUUUGUGAUAAUUCGUUUAAUUUUAAGUGACACUUUUCUCGCUAACCUCCUGCUCGGGGAAACGAAGAGGAAAAAAAACUUGAAUACCAUAAAUCUGAAUACGAUUGCAUUUGAUUGGCGGACCCUGCGAUGGGACUCCAUUCUCGUUCCACCCGCCCCCACGCUGGUGUGUUCGAUUACUCCGAUAGCUUCUUCUUUUUCCUUCCACUAAUUCUUCCUAAUGUUAAGAUAAUUGUAUAGACGCAAACACGUCCGCGUUUGUGUGAUCGUGAUAAUGUUAGCUAGGUAUAUUAGCGUACACAAAUCCCCAUUUACGCGCAGAAGCAACCAACAACAAUAGAGCAAUGUUUAGUUUCUAUUUUGUAAGGAUGUGUCCUAUUCGUUGUUGUUGUUGUUGUUGUCAGGAAGAAGAAAACCAUUUGUCCAAGGUGUAAUCUAUUUGUGGCUAGGCGUUAGUAGUGUGUAUGUGUACAGGUUGAUGGUGGAAAGCCCUGGUCACCUAAAUUAUUGUGGGCAAAUCGACCAGCGCAACAAGAAGUAAUCUGUGGAGGUGAUAGCGUGUGUGUGUGGGAGCGAACCUAGUAACUGGAAACCAACACUAUUCAAUGAAUUUUUCUCUUAUGAAACUUUAUAUUUAUGAUAGAAUGGAAAAAAGUAACAUUUCUUCAAACAGUGUCCGAAGUGUGUUACUGGUAAAAAAUUGAGAAAUAAAUCAAGCAAAAUCAAAUCCUA